Messenger RNA from Pelmatolapia mariae (spotted tilapia), 939 nucleotides. Its product is annotated as olfactory receptor 6N1-like. Bases 1 to 939 code for a protein of 312 amino acids. Gene Ontology annotation, molecular function: odorant binding; G protein-coupled receptor activity; olfactory receptor activity. Gene Ontology annotation, cellular component: membrane. Gene Ontology annotation, biological process: G protein-coupled receptor signaling pathway; detection of chemical stimulus involved in sensory perception of smell. The record is from RefSeq and is a predicted model, not a curated record. Lineage: Eukaryota; Metazoa; Chordata; Actinopteri; Cichliformes; Cichlidae. The transcript has a single exon.
AUGUUGUUACAGAAUGCUUCAAUCAAUGUAACACACUUUAUUAUAAGUGGUUUUGACACAGUCAAAAGGCCAGUGGCAGUUGGUGUGGUUAUAUUGAUAAUCUAUAUACUAGCUAUUUUUGCCAAUACGGUAAACAUCCUCUUCAUUAUUUUUGACAAGAGAUUACAUAAACCAAUGUAUCUUCUGGUUUGCAACCUUGCUGUUGUUGAUAUAAUGUACACUUCCAGUGCCACUCCAACAAUGAUUGGGGUUCUCCUUGCUGAUGUUAAAACCAUAUCAUACGUGGACUGCUUAAUUCAAAUGUGUGUUUUCCACUUAGCAAUGGUGAUGGAACGGUUUGCUCUAGCAAUUAUGGCAUUCGAUCGAUUAAUUGCUAUAAUUUUUCCUUUUCAUUACCACAGUUAUUUGACAAAUACACGUACUGUUGUUCUUACAUAUAUCUUGUGGAUUAUUGGAUGUGGUACUGUUGUCUUGUUUCCUGCGACAGUUAUCCCUCUCCCUCACUGCACAUUGAGGCUUAAGUACAAUUUCUGUGAUUAUGCUGCCGUAAUGCGAACCACUUGUGUCAACGUUGAUGAGUAUUUCAACCAAAGUGCCAUUUGGUCAUUUUUUAUUUUAUUUUUCACUUUCACUUUCAUUUGUAUUUCAUACUGUGGAAUCUUAUUUUGUGUGAAAUUAUCUUCAAAUAAUGACAAAAAGAAAAUGGGCAGCACUGUUGUGAGUCAUGCAAUUUGUGUAACAUGCUUUUACUCUCCUAUAUUCAUUAUUGUUAUCCUGACUAGAGUUGGUGUGGUAUUAUCUCUUGAUGAACGUCAGGGUUUAUUGAUAGGGAACAUUCUCGGUCCAUCUCUUGUAAAUCCUUUUGUGUAUUGUCUUAGAACAGCAGAAAUUAAAAAUAAGAUGGUUAAGAUAUUCAAAAAGAUUCUUAGAUUCUUGUGA